Molecule: messenger RNA, 351 nt
Organism: Aspergillus tubingensis
Lineage: Eukaryota; Fungi; Ascomycota; Eurotiomycetes; Eurotiales; Aspergillaceae
Product: sugar phosphate isomerase/epimerase family protein
Exons: 1
Coding region: 1-351 (116 amino acids)
Source: RefSeq, a predicted model, not a curated record
AUGGUGGGAGAUCUUCAAGCGCUUAGUGACUUAGCGGCUUCGUACUCAGUUGGCAUUGCCUACGAGGCUGUGGCUUGGGGUACCUAUAUCGAUACCUGGGAGGAAUCGCUCCGGGUGGUCCAAGAUGUGAACCGCGGGAAUUUUGGUCUUUGUCUCGAUUCUUUUCAUGUGGCUGCUCGAGUGUGGGGAGAUAACACGGUCGAGAGUGGUAUCCGCGAAGAUGCCGAUUUGGAUCUGCGGAAAUCGCUCGAUAGAUUCGUUGAGACUUGCCCUUUGGACAAGAUAUUCUAUGUACAGCUGUCCGAUGGAGAGAAAUUUGUACCUCUAUUGCGGCCGGGACACCGCUUUUAA